Patella vulgata (common limpet) is the source of this 5328-nucleotide messenger RNA. Its product is annotated as RNA-binding protein 39. Gene Ontology annotation, cellular component: nucleus. The record is from RefSeq and is a predicted model, not a curated record. The transcript is spliced from 15 exons. Lineage: Eukaryota; Metazoa; Mollusca; Gastropoda; Patellidae. Bases 790 to 2019 code for a protein of 409 amino acids. Gene Ontology annotation, biological process: mRNA processing. Gene Ontology annotation, molecular function: RNA binding.
AAGACAUAGGUUGACGCCUGCUGAAUCACAAAUUAAAAAAACAAAACAAAACAAGACGCAACGUUCACCUCGAUAUUUAUCCGUUUUGCUGGUUGAUAUUCCAACAUAGCAAAGAAAAAUGUCAGACGAUUUUGAUGUAGAAGCUAUGCUGGAGGCACCAUACAGAAAAGAGAUCUAUAUCCACUGUAAAGCAGUUGAUUCCUACCAUUACAAACUUACAAGGGACAAGGGAUGCUGAUUAUUAACUGCAAUAGUUGGAAAACUGGCUUAACAGAAGUUCAAAGGAAGAAGAACGAGGAAAUGAAGAUCCAGAAUAUGAAAGAAGCACCUCAAAAACCAAAAAGCUGUGGAACAAUAAAGGACACGCACGCAGAAGAAAGACAUGUUUUUAAAAAAAAAAAAAUUGUGCUCUUAAUAUAAUAUGUGUUCAAAUUGUUUAUAGGUAUCUUUGUCAUUUGAGUAACUGAGAAACAUUGAAUUGAAACAAAUGAAUGAUUUGAACCAAGCUUAUCAUGUGAUUGAUUUGAAAGGAAGAAAAGAACAAGAAGUAGAAGUAGGAGCAAGGGACGUGGUGAUCGAGACCGAGAUCGCAAAAGUCAUAGAGAUCGAGACAGGCGUAGGAGCAGAAGUCGAGAAAGGAAAAAGAGUAGAAGCCCUAAAAGAGACAGUCGAAGAUCUGAUCGAGAUAAAUACCGUCCAAGAAGUCGAAGUCCUGAGAGAACUGAGAGAAGAGGUGGAAGUGGUAAAUAUUAUGAUAGUUACAGUUACAGAAAGAGAGAGGAGAGACAGAUGAGUAAAAGUCCACUUCGAGUCAGCACCGUACUGCCAUCUAUAGAUUUAUCUCCGGAAGAGAAGGAUGCCAGGACAGUAUUCUGUAUGCAGUUGUCCGCCAGAAUUAGACCCAGAGAUUUAGAAGAAUUCUUUUCAUCUAUUGGGAAGGUUCGAGAUGUAAGAUUGAUCACAGACAACAAGACAAGACGGUCAAAGGGUAUCGCAUAUAUAGAGUUCAUGAGUACAGAAUCCGUUCCAUUGGCUAUUGGUUUAGCGGGACAGAAAUUACUGGGAGUUCCAAUAAUUGUGCAAGCGUCACAGGCGGAAAAAAAUAGAACAGCCAUUCCAACGAGUAUAAUGACUAAAGGAAUUCAAGGACCUAUGAGAUUAUACGUCGGGUCUCUUCAUUUCAACAUAACUGAAGACAUGUUAAAGGGAAUCUUUCAACCUUUCGGCAAGAUAGAAGAUAUAAAAUUGAUUCGUGAUCAUGAAACCGGAAGAUCACAAGGUUACGGUUUUGUUACAUUUCCAGAAGCAGAAGAUGCCAAAAAAGCAUUGGAACAGUUGAACGGCUUUGAAUUGGCAGGUCGUCCAAUGAAAGUUGGUCAUGUGACAGAAAGAAUGGCUGAGAUGCAAGCGGGAGGUUCUAUGUUAGAUUGUGAAGAAAUGGAUCGAGCCGGAAUAGAUCUCGGAGCAACAGGCAGGUUACAACUUAUGGCUAAACUAGCAGAAGGAACUGGUUUCCAGAUACCCCAGUAUGCAGCGAAUGCUUUAAAUCAAGUGGGUGCUCCAGCCCCAGCUGCUAUGUUGCCAACCACUUUAACAACUCCCCCUCCUCCAGCUGUUCAACAGGCGCCACCCAUAGCUACACAAUGUUUUAUGUUAUCCAACAUGUUCGAUCCUAUCACAGAAUCAAGGAUGAACUGGGAUCAAGAGAUCAGAGAUGAUGUUAUUGAAGAAUGCAGUAAACAUGGCGGAGUUCUACAUAUAUUUGUUGAUAAAGCUUCACCACAAGGAAAUGUUUACGUUAAAAAUCCCACGAUAGCAGCAGCUGUAGCAUCUGUUAGUGCAUUACAUGGCCGAUAUUUUGCAGGACGUAUAAUAACGGCAGCCUAUGUUCCGCUACCUAAUUAUCAUGCGUUGUUUCCCGAAUCUGUACGAGCCAAUCAACUUAUAGUACCAUCUUCACAGGCCUUGCAGGCUUCUUACGCAUCGGGUUUCUCAUCAAUGUCGCAGCCUGUUUUAUAACCCAACACAGCUCCGUGCAAUUUAUAAAAUUUGUGAAUUUAGACAUUUUGUCCCGAGAAAAUUGUGAAUUGUCUGUGUUAUUGCGAUACAUUUUGGGACUAGGUUACAAUGUCUUAUAUUUGUAAGUUCAGGGAGGACAUAACCACACACAAUGAAGACAAAUACAGGGACACUAGAGAUAAUUUACUGUAGCAUAUGGAACGGCUGUAAUAAUUAUCGUUGAUGCUGUUAUCAUUUUCACUGCUGCAUGUGAUGGUCUGGUUAUACCUGUGUUUCAGAAAGACGCUUAAAUAGUGUAUACUUUAAUUGGUGUCUACAAAUGGAGUUACACCAAUUUAGUUCUUCAGGUACACCAAGGGCUUCACUCUACAGUGUUAUUGGGGUCCACAGACUUGCUUUCUGCUUGUAUACUACUUAACCGCCGAUUCCACUAGAGCAAUAAUGCAAAUACAUUUCUUUUAAGCUCUCCCCGUAUAUUUUCUACAUUAGGGCAUCAUGAUAGUAGGGGUGAUGAUUUUUCGUGAUCGCGGAAAAAACGCGGAAAUAGCGGAAUUGUCCACCCAAAACGGAAUUUUGAAAUCUCACACGGAAAAAGACGGAAAAGCCGAUAUUUGCUGAUACUAAACACAAACUCAAAAUAAUUUUGCAGUUAUCCAAGUAUUUCAUCUUUUUAUUCAUAAAAAUCGGAAAUAUUGAAUGAUAUCGCGUGGUUUUGUUACUGUCUAUUUUAGUAUUUCGCUACUUUCAUUUCAUCAUUUAGGAAUCAUAAUUUUAAUUGAAACGAAAACCCGUCUUUCAUGUAUCCCAUUAUAAAAUUACUCUGUAGUUUAACUUGAAUUAAACAUUGUAAUGUAUAUAUAUGUCGUAAAAAAAACUUCUGUCACUUCAUAAAAGUAAAAAUUGUUUCAUUUACUUCUUAUUUUACUGCCGGGCUCGUGACUCGUGUUUAUCCGCAUUAACCACGUGACAUCAGAAAUAUACCGUAGCCUUGUGAAUCCAGCCCUUAUUCUCGAAGAAACGGUAGUAACUACGAAGAUGUCUGGAUAAAUCGCGACUACACCUAGCAGCUGAGAAAAAUGGCUUCGUCUGCUAAAAAGAUGAAACGAGCUCACAAGAUGUAAUUUUCUGUUAUUUAAUUCGGAAACAGGUUUAAAGAAUAACUAGUCAUUGAACAUUACAAGUCAUUCACAAUUCAACAUUUGUUAUCCUUGGUUUAAAAUGAUCCGUUUUGUAAUAAAAGGCAUUUUAAGAUGUUUUAUUCAUUUAUUCAUAAAAUAACAUUUUAUCUCGAAAAAACGGAAUAUGGUCAGCUCUGAAACAGAAAAUAACGGAAUUAAAAAUACUUAAAACGGAAUUUGCUAUUUUCUGAAACGGAAAAUCAUCACCCCUAUGAUAGCACUGGUGUUGAUGUUCCUGGACUUCCUCCUUGUUCUAGUGAGAACCAAAUGCGACCAUUUAUUAAAGUUUCACAAUAAAAAUGUUUGAACUUGGCUGCCAUGUAGUGAACAAUGCUAUAUUGAUGCUCUGGUGUAUUUUCCUGAUUAAUAUUUUAUUUUUGCAAACAACUUCCAACAUAAUCUUCAACAUGACAAAGAAUUUUAAUUCUGCUGAAAUUAUGACAAUCAUUUUGCUAAAACAUUAGGGUUAAAAUAACGAUAAUUUGUUGUCGUAUUCGCCUACCUAUUUCUGCGGAAUCACACAUCCCUGAUGUCUAAUCCUUGAGUGGCAUUUAGUGAUUUGAGCACAUUAAAAAACACAACACAAUUUAUAUGGAAAACAAUCACUGGUUUAUACACAUAUAGCAGAACUGGGUGUAAAAAAAAAAGAAUUUUGUAAAGCUUACUUUUUAGGUUGCAUUCAAAUACUGCACCGACUGGGCUAAUAAAGAUGGCCAUACACCAUAUACAUGUACAUGUAGUGUCCCAUGACGGAAAUUUGGCCCAGACAGCGGCAUUACAGUCUACUCUUAUGAAUUACAACUGUCAAGGGUUCUUUUACGUGCAAGCCUGUGUGUACACGGGACCUCAGCUUUUUGUCCAAACCAAGCAAAUUAGAAUGGGCAGGGACAUUUAACACUACGGGAUAAAAUUAGUUUUUAAAGAAAUUUAAUUCACAAACAUUUAUGAUUGUUGGUCUUGAAGGCAAGCCUCAAAUGGUUAAAAAUUGAUUGAGUUGAAGUUAAUUUCACAUUUUUUAAAGUUUAAAGUUUAUUAUAGGAGAAAACAUUCUCGUGUUAUCGUGUUCUGUUAAGAUACAAUGGGGAUGGUUGAUUGUGAGUAGAAUCGUGACGUAAUGAAAAUUAACAAGAAUAUGUCUUGGCUGUCAUGGUCGGUUGAUAUAUAUAUUUAUUCUUAUGCAAUCGACACGAGCACUACAACCCCAAAUCCCCCUUUUUACUGGCUUGUCACUGAGAAUUCAAUUUUGGAACGUUCAGUCGAGUAUCCCCAAUUUCUGAUUCUGUUAGAAAGUUUGUUUUUAAGUUGCUGAUAUAUGUUUUAAUGUAUGUAAAUAAAUAUCAUGUUUUCAAACUUCAGUCUUCAUUUGUAAAAAAAAAAUAAAAAUAAAAUGAUUAUGGAGUUUGUCAAACAUUAUUGUAUAUAUUAUGAAUCAUUAUAUCCAUGCAUAGUUUGCGAAAUAGAUUAAGGGCUGGUUACACUCUUAUUUGAGUAGUUUGUGAAGUAGAUUAAGGGCUGUUGACAUUUUCUUUGACUUUAGUGUACUUUGUUUCAGGGGUUUAGUUUCAGUCAUAUUUACCAGUCCUGAUGGUAAAAUUGACCUGAUACAAGUCAUUAUUCAUAUAGAAUUCGAAUUCAAAAAAUGAAACAAGUAAAAAAAAUGUAUGGUUUUUAUGUGGGAAGAAAACCAAUAAAAAUCUAUUUAGAAAUUGAGAUAAUAAUCUUAUAAUAUAUGGUUUAUAUGUGAAAAAAUAAACCAAUAAAAAUAUAUUUAGAUAUUGCUCAAAAUUGUCAUUAUUUGGGAAAAAAAUAUUCAAACAAAUAAGUAAAACCUUGGCAGAAUUUUGAAGUAAAUCUUGAAUAAAUUUAAAAUUGCGAUAUAAUGACUUUGUGUAAAGUAUGAAAGAAUUUUGUAUUUAGCCCUAAAGUGGAUUGUAAAUGUACAUGGCCCUUAAAUGGAUUGUAAAUUUACACAGCCCUUGAAUGGGUUGUAAAUGUACACAGCCGUUGAAUGUGUUGUAAAUGUACACAGCCGUUGAAUGGGUUGUAAAGUUGAAUGGGUUGUAAAUGUAUACAUCCCUUCUUCGUGACCAGAUAUAAAUACUGUAAAUAAAGGAAAUACCAAUAGAAAUAA